Molecule: messenger RNA, 4922 nt
Organism: Hyposmocoma kahamanoa
Lineage: Eukaryota; Metazoa; Arthropoda; Insecta; Lepidoptera; Cosmopterigidae
Product: Krueppel-like factor 6
Exons: 3
Coding region: 20-550 (176 amino acids)
Biological process (GO): regulation of transcription by RNA polymerase II
Molecular function (GO): RNA polymerase II cis-regulatory region sequence-specific DNA binding; DNA-binding transcription factor activity, RNA polymerase II-specific
Source: RefSeq, a predicted model, not a curated record
UUUCCAGACAUGUUACGAGAUGGAGUUGUACCUCCGGGAGGAACCACCGCGGAUGAAGCGGGCUCCUCCCGCCGAGGAAGACUGGGCGAGAUCGAUGACUGCUCCUCUGACGCCACCAUCACCUCCAUCGCCUGUCUCCCCACCUUCUCCGCUACCAUUCAUAACCACUAUGGUCAAGAGUGAACCGCCAAGCGACUCGGAUGAGCCCAGAGAUGAGCCUGCAAGUCCGGCUCCAGCGCGGCGUCACGCAGUCCGACACCACGCGCACACCCAUCCCGAUCCGCGCCGCCGAGUGCACCGCUGUGAAUUUCCCGCUUGCGACAAGGUCUACACCAAGAGCUCGCAUCUUAAGGCCCAUAAGAGGACCCACACAGGCGAAAAGCCGUAUAAGUGUUCAUGGGAGGGCUGUGAAUGGCGAUUCGCACGCUCCGACGAACUGACGCGGCACUACCGUAAGCACACCGGCGCCAAGCCGUUCCGCUGCCGCCACUGCGAUCGCUGCUUCUCUCGCUCCGACCACUUGGCGCUCCAUGCCAAGCGCCACGCGUAGCCCGCCCCAAUGCCGCCCGCUGCCACCAAACGCAAUCGGAACAGGAAACCGAAGCGCUAAAUAGUGAUGCGAACGCGCGCCAUUCUAUGUGUGAUUCUGUUUACGUAUAAGUUGUUGUGAGUUGUAAUUUUGUGAUCCUAUGGAAUUGAACGUUAAAAUGAUCAUGUUCGGUUCGCUUUGUGCAAAUUGUUUGGGCGCGCGUUUCAGCGGGCGGUGUUAGGCGGUACAAGCCAAAGAAAUGCUACGUACAGUAGUAGAGUCAAAACUCAUCGCACCUAAUGCUUUAAAUUUUUUUAUUUUUUUGUAUAAUUUUUGAGAAUGGAAAGUUUAAAAUCUCUUUUCUGUUUCGGCACCGGCCUCCUUUGUCGUUACGGUUCUUUGUUGCAAUAGAGGAUUUAUAUUUGCCGUUGUUUAUUAUUAAUGUUUUGUGAGCUUCGUGUGUACAGAGAUGUUUGUUUAGAGGACGCGAGGUCGCUAAGCGGCCACGUGGAUCCGUUGUGUGCCAUCGGCGGGGGGCGGCAGUAGCACGCGCUUUUCUAAUGCGCUACACAUGAAAGGAACAUAGCGGACUAAACGCGUUGCGGGUACGCAGGUGUUGGAAUAUGCCCGGCGUAUAGUUGUCCACUUCGGAAACGGUCCCCUGGAUCCAAAUGUCGUGCGUGUACAACACGUAAAACACCCUUUCAUCUGUAUCUCUUUAAAAGACGUCUCCUGCACCCCGCCGUCCCCCCGGCCCGCAUUUACGAUCACGUGACAUAUUAUUUAUUGGCUGAUGUUCGGCUGAUAAUCCCACCGAUGCCGAGCACAAUCUUAUAUUUAGGCUUAGUAGGAUGUGCGUCACGUUACCUGGUAACCAAUAAUAGGACUACACGUGACAAAAACUUCAAAAACCUAGACAUGGAAUGUUGUAUUUUGGUCACGUUCAAUUAUCGACAUUACUGAAUUGCACAUAAUUCAAUUAAUUUUAUAGUCCACUUUUUUAAUAAGGUAGUACUAUGAAAUUAUUAUUUUUUCUAUUUUAUAGUAACAUUAUUUUAUUAUUGCAAGGAAGCUGAUUCAGAAAAUUUGGAAUUGCAAACACAUGUUGUUUAUAUUAUUUUAUUUUUAUUUUAUCUUAUAUUCUUAUAUCAAUGGCGCAAUAAUGUAACUUUGAACGUUUAAAAAUGCAGCAUUAAAUCCAUACAUCAUAUAGAUUUUUGAAAAAAAGGUCUUAUUACUGGUGAUAAUUAAUAAUCGAUGACCGCCCGGCCAGCCUCGCUUUACGCAUUGUUAAUAACUUUUAAAAUUACGUUGGUUAUUUGUUAAUCUAUGGCUGGCGGUAGUUGCGAACAAAUUUAUUCAGAUAUUUGAUUAAAUCGAAUGUUGUGUUACCUCAUUUACAAACAUGGUUGAUAUUGAACUCAUUAUUCUACUUGAUGUAAAUCGUUUAAAAUGUUAUAUAAGGCUGUCCGCGACGGUACAUCGACACAAAGUAUGUUAAUUUUGUACUACUUAUAUUUACGUUAAGCUGUAUCUUGACUCUUUCAUUCCGAUGUUUUCGCUCUACUGUGCAGACGUUAUCGGUUCUGCGGAACCUAAUGUACCGCUUGCUCUGCACAGAUUUGAGAUUUAUUUCUAGGAUUAAUCGUACUCCUUUGCACACAUAGCGUUUUGUGUAUUUUCCAAAUUGUAAGCCUACAGGGAGGGUUUUAUUAGUAGGUACAUAAUGUUGUUUUGUAUGUCCGCUAAGCGUGCAAAGGCGUUACAGCAUGUUGAUUCUGAAGCACAGUCGCUAGUAGAAGAAGUUGGUCAAGGACUGCGUCUGAGUUCGCAGGGCUGCGGCGACGUUGACGACGAAGCGUUGCAGUGGCAAACCAAAUGCUGCUGUUUACAUACUUAGUAAAUUUUCCAUCAAGUGGCAGAUACCUACGUAUAAACAACAGGGUGAUGCGUAAGUUAGAUCUUUUUGGUAGCGCUCAAAUAGACCGUAGCAUGUAGCAAAAAAUGUUAUAAACAUCUUAUAUGAAAUUGAUGUUUCGUUCUUUUUGAUAAAUUUUUAGUACACACGAGUACAACGACUGCAAAUUGCUAAAAUACUGCCGUAGAUAGACCGUGGGGACUGCGUAUUAUACAAUUUUCAACUGAAAUUAGUGCAAAAUUAAGGCUCUGGAUGUUUGGUUGUCGUCAAUCGUGCCAACGUGACUUCAAUGCUUGAAAUGCUGGUUCAGGAUAAAGUGCACAUUUACGCUACGUCGGAUCAAUCACGGGCAAUAAUACGAUUGAACAACAGUUUGACUGUUCCUGAAUGUUCGAAAAUACCUCUCUGGGGCCAAUAUACGUUAGUCUCUCCAAAAUUUUAUAGUUUCUUAUGAUUUUCAGCGCAACCUAAAAAUCCUGUGAUCUCGUGCACAUUGAAUACAUUUUAUGACAGUUCACUGUCUGUAAUGUGCUAAAAUUCAAAAGUAAACUUAUUAUUAAUUUUGAAAGAAUUUUUUACUACAUACUUAAGGAAUAGUUGAAAAGUGAAUUCAUAUUGCAUACAAUGCACUGCCAUAAUCACAAUUACCUAUUGAAUAUAUGUGUAUUGUAUCGUAUAUCUUCAUAUAUUAACACUUUUACCAUCACAUUUGCAAGUCAGAGAUAACGACGUAAAUUUUAGCUGUAAAUUAUUUUUUUAAAUAAGUUUCUCUUUUUUCAAUCCACGCUAUUAUAUCAUGGGCAUAUUAUUAUCGAUCCCAACCUAUCUUCUCCAUAAAUGGAACUAUGAGUUAUGAGUAUAUUGCGUUCGGUUAUUUUUUUAUCGACUUAGCAAAUUUUAGUACAAAAAAUUGGGAGUUGUUUAUAUAUUUCUUCUUUAUUAUCGUAUUAGUAUCAUAAAUACCGAAAAGCCUUUGGAUCUUCCUGUUAAUUACUCAAUAAUUUAACACAGAAGAUUAUCUUACAUUACUACGCAACUGUUACUAUCAGUUACAUAUGUAUUUCCUGUAGUUUACAUUGAGUACAUAAGAUGGUUCUUGUGUAAUAAGCUUCGCAAAAGGUGAGAGGUUUCAUCGUGUUUUCGUGUUAUUUUAGUUUCAUUCAAAUUGGUCAGUACUUUUUAUUGUUACUACAAAAAUAUACAAGAUUGUUUUUAGUGUAUACUUUUAAACAAAAGUACCUUUUGCGACUGGAAAGUCGCCGUAAUUGUAUUUAGCUUUUGAAUGUAUAAAAUAAUUAGCACAAACUCAUAUACAUACAUUAUUUAGGCAUUUAUAUUCGUCUUAAUAAAUUAGUUUAAAAAUGACGACCGUUUUUCUUCUCAAAUUUUUUGGGCUGUUUUAAUAAUCUGACUGCUUUUUACUAUGAGUCUUAGCUAGACUAAAUAGAAUAAGGUAUUUCAAUAGACACUGCCGGUUAAAUGGGCGCCGUGAUUUGGGUUAUGUAGGGCUAUCUACACGGUCUACUCUCGAUGACCUCGCCGUGCGUAUUGGGUUCGAUUUCAGUGAUCGCGGAGACUAUCCUUACGUUCGCGGUUGAUUUGCAUACACCGCGGAUUUAACGUAAUCUCAGACUCAUGACACAUGGCGCCGCGGCGGCGACGAUUUUUGCCCCAGGAGUCAUACCGCGAUACUGUUGCGCACACGAACUGCAGCCCAUGCGGCGUAACCAAUUAAAAUAGUACGUUAAUUGUAGAGAAUUACGGUAGUGCGGCAAAUUACAGGCACAUGGGACUUGUCAACUUAUGACUCAAGGCGACGGGUGCAGUGGCAGUGCCGCUCAGAUCUUUGCGAUUUAGAGCUCUGAGUGGCACUGCGAAUGUUGUGGAUAGGCGUGUACCUUAUCAUCAGGAGCACUACUUGUGCGUCCCGUCACUUGAUAUUUUAAAAAAAAAUUGCUCGCCGCCGCGAAGCGUGUAUGAAUUUCUGUACAUAAACCCAAGGUCAACUACGGACUACAGUCCCGUGUGUAACCAGCCUAAGAGGGCUGGAGCGCACGAUCUCAAUGGUUAGUAUACGUCGCUAUCAGUAGCGAGGGCCCAAUUACGUCAGCGUAAUUGGACCUUCGAACUCCGCAUCCAAUUUCAAUUAACUAAAAAAUAUUUUUAACGGUAAAUUUUAAAAUUUCCACCCAUUGUUGAAUAGUAUAUUUUUCCCAUGGUUAACUUUGUGUAACCUAAUAUAGAAUAAAAAGUAAUGUGACAAAUAUAUCUAUUAAAUAUUAUCAAAUAUGAUUGUUAAAUGGAGUGUCACUAUUGAAAUACCCGUUAUAUGGAUAUACAUUAUUUGUAGAUACAAAUAUUAUUGGUCUUUUUAUUUCCAUUUUCUAGUAAAAUAUUAAAUGUUCUAGUUGAUAGAGCGAAUAUGUUGUCAAAAAUCAUUAUCUUAAGGAAUAUAUAAAAAAUAAAUGUGAUUCA